AUGCCAGAUCUCAGAACGCUAAAUAAACGGGAGCAUCAGCUCAGAAAAUCGCUUGAAGGAAUUCAGCAAUUCGUUGCUGGAUAUCAAGCAAGCAGAGAUGCGCGACAGGUCUGCGUACGUCUGGAGGCAUUGGAGACAGUAUAUGGCCAGUUCAUCGAUAUUCGUAUGCAGAUUGAGCUGCUUUUAGAAGACGCAGUCGGGAAAGGCGAUAAACAAGAAGAAGAAGCGUUGACGGAGGCGAAUGACAAGGUGAGGCGGGACUUCGAAGACAAUUUCUAUGCAUUGAAGGCAGACCUACUGGCCUUCAAGGUGGUUGGCUCCAAUACACCGUCGACUUCUACGGGCCAGCAGUUCGAUUUGCAAGCGGUAUCCCAGUUUGCAAAGUUCACUUACCUCCGGUCCUCCUUGUCUGGUGAUGCACUACAGGAAGUUAGUUCAAUCGACUUGUCAGCGGCCAAUUACACUGUAGCAUGGAAGGCACUGGAGGGUCGUUACGAAAAUAAAAAACUUAUCGUCAAAGCGCAUCUUGACGCUCUUUUCGCGGUGGAUAGCCUCAAGAAGGAGACAUAUGAAGGGCUUAAUCAACUGAUAGGCGACUUCGAGAAAAACCUGCAGAUGCUGGAGAAAAUCGGUGAGAAGCCGUCAGACUGGAGCACUAUUCUAGCCUACAUGGUGUGUACAAGAUUGGACUUGGCGACUUUACGGCAGUGGGAAACCCACCACAACAGCAAAGAAGUGGCGAAGUACAGAGACUUGAUGGACUUCCUCAAGAGCCACUGUUCUGUGCUGCAGUCUGUGGCACCACUUAAACCCUCCACUUCCAACCAACAACGAUCGUCCCAUGCAGCGGUGUGCCAUACGACAUUCAAAUCGACAGCAACCUGCUGGUUUUGCAGUGAACCUCGCCAUUCCGUGUUCCAGUGCGUCAGGUUCCAACGGAUGACCGUGUCGGAGAGGAUUGAAGCUGCCAACAAGAACAAGCUUUGUCGGAACUGUUUGUAUCCAGGGCAUUUCGCCAGAACGUGCGAGAAGGGAACGUGUCGUCAGUGUCGCCAGAAGCAUCACACACUGCUGCACAUUGAACAGUCUACAUCCUCCGAUCCACCCACGCAGUCAAGACCUCCGACAGUCAAUCAACAACACAGACAGCCACAACAGCGAUCUACACCACCGAACCAACAGACUCGGACUGCUAACACUGCCAACACACAUGACUCACACACACAGCCAGCCACAGAACACGCCACCACAAGCCAAACACAUGUAGCCCUCCCCAUAACACCGACACAAAACAUAGUUUUAUCCACCGCCUUGGUCAGCAUUAGAGACCGCUAUGGCAGAUCCGUGCUGGCACGAGCGCUGCUGGAUUCGUGUUCGCAGCACUGUCUAAUGACAUCAAGUUUCGCUAGCAAACUCAAGCUAGACGAAAUGCCAGUCUAUUUGGCGAUUCAAGGCAUUGGAUCGACUCAAAUUGCUUCCACCAGGCUGGUUACCGCCGUAGUUAGUCCAAGAUCGGUAAAUAUUUCAUCGUUUGCCGAAGAAAUGCAGUUCCAUGUGCUGCCGAAGCUCACCGUGUCACUGCCUACGGCAAGCUUCUCCGUUACAACGUGGAAUCUCCCAGAUUCGGCGCUUCUUGCGGAUCCCAGGUUCUACGAAACAGGACCGAUCGAUCUUAUAAUCGGAGCUGAAUAUUACAUGGAACUGCUGAAGGAGGAAAGACGGAAAGCUACGGAUGAUGGUCCGACGGUGCAAGACACCGUAUUUGGAUGGAUUAUUUCCGGUCGUGUUCCUGAAGUUCCUGUUAGUGCAUCGUACUCGGUAGUUCACGUGUGUUCAACGGCGGAGAUACAAGAACAGCUUUCAAGGUUCUGGGAAGUGGAAACUUGUCAUUCAGCCACUACAUUUUCGGUCGAAGAGUCGACCUGUGAAGAAAUCUUCGACAGAACAACGUUCAGGAACGAAGAAGGAAGGUACGUAGUUACGUUGCCGAAGAAAGAAGGAGUGAUCCAGCAAUUAGGCGAGUCAAGAUCUACAGCAGUCAAGCGCUUCAUAGGGAUGGAGCGGAGGUUUGCAAUCAAUCCGGAGUUGAAGGUGCAAUACGUGGAGUUUAUGAACGAAUAUCUGGCCAUGGGCCACAUGCGAGAGAUUUCCGAGGAAGAAACGAGCCCGUCGUCGUAUUACUUGCCUCAUCAUGCUGUUAUGAAGCCGGACAGCACAACGACAAAGUUGCGAGUCGUUUUCGAUGCGUCAUGCCGGACAUCCAGCGGCGUUUCCCUGAACGACGCUCUGAUGGUGGGACCUGUCGUUCAGGACAUGAUUGUGGACAUUGCGCUCCGUUUCCGGACACACCGAUUCGCUCUCGUAGGGGACGUCGCCAAAAUGUAUCGCAUGAUACUGCUGAAUCCAGAUGAUCAGCAGCUGCAGAGGAUCGUUUGGAGAGAUAGUGCUGCGGAACCGAUCCGAACAUUCGCUCUCGCUACGGUUACGUAUGGUACGGCAGCAGCUCCAUACUUAGCAACGAAGUGUCUUCAGCGUCUGUCAGAUGAAGGCCAAGAUGCGUAUCCCAGAGCUGCCAAAAUCAUCAGGAAGGACUUCUAUGUAGAUGACAUGCUGUCUGGUGUGGACAAUAUCGAAGAAGGAAAGUUGCUCAUAGGCCAGAUCAUAGUACUGCUGCAAUCUGCGGGAUUCUCUUUACGAAAGUGGAAUUCAAACAGCAAAGAAUUGCUGUCAGCGGUGCCGGAGGGAUUGAGAGACGAACGGACGAUCUUGGACUUGGAUUCGUCGUCCGCUGCCGUAAAAACUUUAGGUUUGACCUGGGAGCCCGGCACCGACUGCUUCCGUUUCAGAUCCCCAAGCUGGGAUGAGUCUGCAGUAAUAACGAAGCGAUGCGUUCUAUCAGAUGCCUCUCGACUAUUUGAUCCGAUAGGGCUAGUGGGCCCGGUCAUCGUCCAGGCGAAAAUUUUCCUACAAGAGCUGUGGAAACAAGACUGUGGGUGGGACGAUCCACUGAACCCACAAUUACAAGACCAGUGGCGUGAGUACCGGCGGAAUUUGGUAGGUCUGGUAGACAUUGCUGUCCCACGGUGGGUGGGAACUAGUUGCAACAACGAAUUGGUAGAGCUCCAUGGCUUCUGCGACGCUUCAAUGAAGGCUUACGGUGCCUGCAUCUACAUCCGCACGGUUGAAGCAGACGGAAGCGUUCAAGUACACCUGCUGACCUCCAAAUCUCGUGUAGCUCCGCUCGAGAAUUUGAAGAAAAAUAAGAAGUCUCUAUCCAUUCCUCGACUAGAGCUGUCAUCAGCACUGCUUCUCACACACCUGUACGAGAAAGUCGUCAAAAUAUUCACAUGGAAGCAGUUCGUAGCAAAUCGCGUCUCUGAAAUCCAGCACGUUACGAAAGGGAGUGACUGGAACCACGUUGCUGGAGAAGACAACCCUGCGGACAUCAUUUCCCGUGGCAUGUCGCCGACACAACUGCACUAUGAAUCGCGCUGGUUCCAUGGACCGAAUUGGCUGAUACUGGAUCGGCAAUACUGGCCUGAUUCCAAGCGGAUCGACGAAAGCAGCAUCGACAAGAUGGAUUUGGAAGAGAAGGUUGUUGUUGCUGUCCUUCCAACCAUUUCACCAAGCGAGAUAUUCGGCCUUCGUUCGUCGCUAGCAGAUCUAAUACGGUUGACAGUUCAUAUCCGUCGAUUUAAAUGGAAUGCAUCGCCUGCAAAUCGGUUCAACAGAAAGGUCGGCUACAUCACUUCCCAAGAGUAUGACGAUGCUCUCAAUGGGCUGGUGAAACAAUCGCAGAGAGAAAGUUUCUCACAGGAGUUAGCAGAUAUCGCCAGAUACGGCCAGGUGCAAGACUGUUCCAGAAUCUCUGGAUUGAAUCCUCAACUUGCCGACGGUAUAUUGUGCGUUGGCGGCCGGUUGAGUAAUGCAGCCGUACCAGAUAGUCGGAAGCAUCCGUACAUCCUCGAUCACCGUCAUCCCCUCACAAAACUCAUCGUAGUUUAUUACCAUCGGAAGUACUUCCAUGCUGGCCAGCAGCAGAUGGUAUCGGCAGUUCGAGAACAAUUCUGGCCCACGAGCGUCAGGAACCUCGCAAGACAAGUGGUCCACGAAUGUGUCCAAUGUUUUCGUGCGAAACCUAAAAUCCAAGAUCAACUGAUGGCUGAUUUACCUCCGGCAAGAGUUCGGCCAUGUUUUCCCUUCCAAAGGGUCGGAGUAGACUACUGUGGCCCAUUCUACGUGUCGUACCCGCAACGUCGAGCACGGCCGAUUAAGUGUUUCGUGGCCGUAUAUGUAUGCCUAGUUACCAAAGCGGUACACUUAGAACUAGCAGCGGAUCUGACCACACAGGCGUUCCUGGGAACUCUGCAUCGUUUUUCGCGGAAACUGAAUGAACUUGUGCAGCUAUUCGCUAGCCAACAAUUCAAUGAGGAGGUACUACGGCAGACUGCCGAAGAUAGAAUCGAGUUCCAGUUCAUACCAGCUCGUUCGCCCAACUUCGGUGGACUGUGGGAAUCAGCGGUCAAAUCGUUCAAGAACCUGUUCAAGCGAACAAUUGGCACUCGCGCUUUGCAGUAUGACAAGAUGCAGACAUUCUUGACAAAGGCAGAAGCGAUCUUAAAUUCGAGGCCGCUGACACCGAUCAGCAAUGAUCCGGACGAUUUCGAGGCCCUCACACCAGGACAUUUCUUGAUCCAGCGGCCUCUGAUUGCUAUUCCGGAGCCUGACCUUGCUGGCAUUCCGGAGAAUAGGCUUUCGGCUUGGGAAAUGGAAACAAAAUUUACCCAGCAAUUGUGGAGAAAAUGGUCCAAGCAAUACCUGUCCAAUCUCCACAAUAGGACAAAAUGGACACGACAAAGGAACAACAUUGCAGUUGGCACCAUGGUUGUUCUUAAAGAGGAAAAUUUGCCACCGUUAAAGUGGCAACUGGCACGGGUGGUAGAAGUUCACCCAGGGUCCGACGGGAACAUACGAGUUGUAACCGUUCGAACAAAAGACGGCAGUUACCAGCGAGCGAUCUCUAAGAUCUGUGUGCUGCCAAUCAGAAACAAUAAUUCGUUAUCCGAUGGGGAGAACUAG
Messenger RNA from Armigeres subalbatus, 5079 nucleotides. RefSeq lists its product as uncharacterized. The coding region runs from base 1 to 5079 and encodes 1692 amino acids. NCBI's taxonomy places the organism in Eukaryota, Metazoa, Arthropoda, Insecta, Diptera, Culicidae. Gene Ontology annotation, molecular function: nucleic acid binding; zinc ion binding. The record is from RefSeq and is a predicted model, not a curated record. The transcript is spliced from 4 exons.